UCGUCCUCCCGUCGGCUUAGCAUCGCCUUCCGGUCGGCUGGUCACCGUCUCCCGUCGGAUCGUCGGCCGGUGUCUCACGGACGUCAUGUUAACAAGGUUGAUCCCGAUGUUCUUCGCCGCGGUUGCCAUGGCACCGCUGGUUGUCAUGGUUACCGGCCAGAGCCCUACAGAACAAGAACUGCAGCAGGCGGUCACCCAGGCAAAAGCAGACGUGGCGGCUGAAGAGGCAGCCAAUGUAGUGCCCGGAAGUGCUGAACCGGAGGAAAGCCCGUUCUCCGGAGCUCUGAACGCGCUGGCCAGGGAACAUCGCUCCACCCCGAUGGCAAAGGAGCUCAGCAGGUGUGCCACCGUCUUGGAGAAAGUGGCAAAAUACUUCAUGAGCAGCUCCAGGCGUAGAAGCUACACUAUAGCAAUGCUGUCCGCCAUCGACUCUCAGACCGUGACAAGUGUUUGUGACGUCACCUCCAUGAAGCCGAUCACGUGCCCUUCACCAGCCGUCCCGGAGUUCCGUUCGGCAAACGGCCGUUGUAACAACCGGCACAACCCCCUCUGGGGAAGUAGUGAGGAACCCUUAAUAAGGCUGCUGGAGCCUGAAUACGGCGACGGUCUCAUGACACCCCGCAGAACUGGACAUGACGGCGCCCCCCUCCCCAGCGCGCGGCUGGUCAGCACGACCAUGCACGAGGACCUGCGGAAAUCCAGCCUGGUCAACACCCACAUGGUCAUGCAGUUCGGACAGUUCCUGGACCACGACAUCACUCUCACGCCCAACUUCCAGGAAGAAGGUCUCGUCUGUAGCUCUGAAGUAGGGGCGGACUGGUCGGCGUUCUGUAAUCACCAUGGCAACGUCAUUGACUGGGCAACCGCUAACAUCCAAGUUGUGGGUCAGGCCGUCAGUGAUCAGUAUCGUUGUCCAGCCACCCCGACACCCGGCUCCGGUGACCAGAAGAGAACAACCUUCCCCUCUCCGCGCAGCACCAGUAACUACGUCAGGCUGAUGACGUCAUUGUCUCAGGACUUACGGAGUUUUACUCUAUGUCUGCACAUGCGCACUGACAUGAGCUCCAGCAGCGACGCAGCUUUGGUCAGCUACGCUGUGACGCAACAGGCCAACGAGCUACUCGUCUUCAAUAAGGGAGGGCGCGGUUUGAAGGUGAACCUCUGGGACCGCGUGCUGUCUCCAGCUGAAGUAGGGGCGGACUGGUCGGCGUUCUGUAAUCACCAUGGCAACGUCAUUGACUGGGCAACCGCUAACAUCCAAAUUGUGGGUCAGGCCGUCAGUGGUGACCAGAAGAGAACAACCUUCCCCUCUCCGCGCAGCACCAGUAACUACUUGUUUAUACAAGGCCAGGAAGUUGUCCUGGGUCCCUUGCCGGUGUGGGACGGCGCGCGGCACGCCUUAUGUGUUACCUGGCGCAGCAGUGAUGGCGCUUGGCAGGUCUUCGCUGACGGUGUGCUGAAGAAUAGCGGCUCGGGAUUUUGCAGGGGUGACAGAGUGCGCAGCGGUGGUACAUUGAUCCUCGCACAGGAGCAAGACCGAGUUGGGGGAGGGUUCGACAGAAAUCAAGCGUUCAGCGGAGAACUGUCACAGGUGAACCUCUGGUACCGCGUGCUGUCUCCAGCUGAAGUAGGGGCGGACUGGUCGGCGUUCUGUAAUCACCAUGGCAACGUCAUUGACUGGGCAACCGCUAACAUCCAAAUUGUGGGUCAGGCCGUCAGUGGCCAGGAAGUUGUCCUGGGUCCCUUGCCGGUGUGGGACGGCGCGCGGCACGCCUUAUGUGUUACCUGGCGCAGCAGUGAUGGCUCUUGGCAGGUCUUCGCUGACGGUGUGCUGAAGAAUAGCGGCUCGAGAUUUCGCAGGGGUGACAGAGUGCGCAGCGGUGGUACAUUGAUCCUCGCACAGGAGCAAGACCGAGUUGGGGGAGGGUUCGCCAGAAAUCAAGCGUUUAGUGGAGAACUGUCACAGGUGAACCUCUGGGACCGCGUGCUGUCUCCAGCUGAAGUAGGGGCGGACUGGUCGGCGUUCUGUAAUCACCAUGGCAACGUCAUUGACUGGGCAACCGCUAAUAUCCAAGUUGUGGGUCAGGCCGUCAGUGAUCAGUAUCGUUGUCCAGCCACCCCGACACCCGGCUCCGGUGACCAGAAGAGAACAACCUUCCCCUCUCCGCGCAGCACCAAUAACUACGUCAGGCUGAUGACGCCAUUGUCUCAGGACUUACGGAGUUUUACACUAUGUCUGCACAUGCGCACCGACAUGAGCUCCAGCAGCGACGCAGCUUUGGUCAGCUACGCUGUGACGCAACAGGCCAACGAGCUACUCGUCUUCAAUAAGGGAGGGCGCGGUUUUAAGCUGUAUAUACAAGGCCAGGAAGUUGUCCUGGGUCCCUUGCCAGUGUGGGACGGCGCGCGGCACGCCUUAUGUGUUACCUGGCGCAGCAGUGAUGGCUCUUGGCAGGUCUUCGCUGACGGUGUGCUGAAGAAUAGCGGCUCGAGAUUUCGCAGCGGUGGAAGAGUGCGCAGCGGUGGUACAUUGAUCCUCGCACAGGAGCAAGACCGAGUUGGGGGAGGGUUCGCCAGAAAUCAAGCGUUUAGCGGAGAACUGUCACAGGUGAACCUCUGGGACCGCGUGCUGUCUCCAGCUGAAGUAGGGGCGGACUGGUCGGCGUUCUGUAAUCACCAUGGCAACGUCAUUGACUGGGCAACCGCUAACAUCCAAGUUGUGGGUCAGGCCGUCAGUGGUCAGUAUCGUUGUCCAGCCACCCCGACACCCGGCUCCGGAGCGCGCGGCCUGCUGAAGUCCAGACCGAACCCUGCGGACGAAAACAAGAUGGAGCUCCUGCCUGGCGCAAAAGAGGGCGGCCUUCCGUGUGCCGAGUCUCCCGGGAACGAGACGUGCUCGCAGGCUGGGGACAUCCGUGUGAACGAGCAGCCGGGACUGACCUCCAUGCACACCGUCUUCCUGCGGGAACACAACAGGAUCGCCAGGCGGCUCUCCCAACUCAACCCGCACUGGGACGACGAUCGGGUGUUCUUCGAGACCAGGAAGAUCGUGGGCGCGCUGAUGCAGAAGAUCACGUACGGGGAGGACCUUCCUCACGUUCUCGGUCCGGCCGCCAUGACCAAGUUUCACCUGACCCUCCUCCAGAGCGGGUUCUUCUCUGGGUACGACGCGAGCGUGAACCCCACCAUCUCUAACGUCUUCGCCACGGCAGCCUACCGGUUCGGCCACAGUCUGGUUGAUAACCUUUUCCUACGCUAUGAUCCGGACUUCAACGAGGCCAGCGCGUGCCCAAUUCGGCUGGCCUUUGCUUUCUUCACUCCAUCCCACAUCUUCAACAACGACCAAGGCGGCCCGGACUCCAUCCUACGGGGACUGACCGCCCAGCCCCAUCAGGACUUCACCCGGUUCAUGGUCUCGAGCCUGACGAAGCAGCUGUUUGCGGAUCCUCCCGGGUCGCUCGGCCUGGACCUGGCGGCGCUGAACAUCCAGCGGGGCAGAGACCACGGGCUGCCCGGCUACAACGCCUGGAGGGUGAGGUGUGGCCUGCCCAGAGCCAACAGCUUCGACGAACUGGCGUCUGAAAUCCCAGACGGUUUCAGCCGAAAGAGACUGGAGAAGCUGUACAGCCACGUGGACGACAUCGACGUGUUCGUGGGGGGUCUUGCCGAGGAGUCCGUGCCGGGCGGUGUCGUCGGUCCAACCUUCGCCUGUCUGAUCGGCCUGCAGUUCCAGGCCCUCCGCAAGGGGGACCGCUUCUGGUUCGAGAACCGCGGGCAGUUUACAGCAGCCCAACUUGCUGAGAUCAGGAAGACCAGUCUGGCCCGGAUCCUGUGCGACAACACGGACGGCACCACACACAUGCAGCCGGACGUCUUCAUGCUGCCCACACAGACUGGGAACGAAAGGGUGGCGUGCUCCUCUCUGUCUCAGAUGGACCUGACCAAGUGGCAGGAGUCGGUGUCGAAUUCUCGCGGCCUCCCGGAGUCACUGGAAGGAGAGAACGCCACCAUGUCUGGCCGAGAAUUUGAAGACCACAACGCCGAGAAUGAACUUGAGCGGGUGGCUGAGGAAGCCCGCGACCUCCUCGAGCUGCUGCGCGGGAAACAGGAGGACAUCUACCGGGAGGAGAACGCCGGGCCCAGCGGCGAGUUAGACACCAACGACAUCGGGUACAUCGAGCCUGAGGAGUACGGCCAGGACGUGGUUAACGACUUGGAGUCGAAUUCUCGCGGCAUUCCCGAGUCGCUGGAAGGAGAGAACGUCGUCAUGUCUGGUCGAGAAUUUGAAGACCAAAACGCCGAGAAUGAACUUGAGCGGGUGGCUGAGGAAGCCCGCGACCUCCUCGAGCUGCUGCGCGGGAAACAGGAGGACCUCACCCCGCCGGAGGAGGACCUCACCCCGCCGGAGGAGGACCUCACCCCGCCGGAGGAGAACCUCACCCCGCCGGAGGAGGACCUCACCCCGCCGGAGGAGAACCUCACCCCGCCGGAGGAGGACCUCACCCCGUCGGAGGAGGACCUCACCCUGCGCGGGGAACAGGAGGACAUCUACCGGGAGGAGAACGCCGGGCCCGGCGGCGGGUUAGACACCAACGACGUCAGGUACAUCGAGCCUGAGGAGUACGGCCAGGACGUGGUUAACGACUUGGAGUAGACCC
Molecule: messenger RNA, 4658 nt
Organism: Branchiostoma belcheri (Belcher's lancelet)
Lineage: Eukaryota; Metazoa; Chordata; Leptocardii; Amphioxiformes; Branchiostomatidae
Exons: 20
Coding region: 86-4654 (1522 amino acids)
Biological process (GO): response to oxidative stress
Molecular function (GO): heme binding; peroxidase activity
Source: RefSeq, a predicted model, not a curated record